CAGCUAUGUUCCCGUCACCGGGCCCACAUCAGAUCCAACAUACACUCUCUUCCCCCGACCUUCCUCCAUCAGUUUUAGCGGUGCCGGAGAUUCUUCCACCUCCCUUCGCCGCCGGUUCUUUUCUCACACAGCACCUGUAUACCCCCCUCUUCUUUGUAUAUAUAUACACACACACGCCGCCAUAUUCAUUUUGAUAAGUACGUAUUCUUUCACACAAGAGUUAGGGUUUAAUUCUUCCAUCACACCUCUCACUUCACUGUACAAACAUCCGUAAACAACAAACCACUCUGAAACUUUCAUCACAUCACAUUCGAGUAUUUCUUCUUCUUAAACUUCUUCUUCUUCUUCUUCUUAUUAUUAUAUUAUAUUAUAUUAUUAUUACUUUUUUUUAUAAAUAAAUAUGCCGGCGGCAAGGAGAAAAAAACACGGUGGAGGCGGUAAUUCCAAGAAACCAACAACUUCCAACCAGCAACAGCAACAGCAACCUGCGUCUAAAACCGACGACAAAUUCAAAACACAGAAGACAGAAAAAGAGGAAACAACCAACGCUUCGAAUAAUAAUAACAAUAUCAACAAUUUGAAGAAGAAGAAGAGGAGUAAACGGUCAUGUAUAGAUAACUGUUGUUGGUUGAUAGGAUUCAUAUGUUCAACCUGGUGGUUUUUGUUGUUUUUGUACAAUGCUAUGCCAGCAUCGUUUCCACAGUACGUGACGGAGGCGAUAACCGGGCCGACACCCGACCCGCCCGGUGUGAAGUUGGAUAAAGAGGGGUUAAAGGCGAAGCAUCCGGUUGUUUUUGUACCCGGGAUUGUGACCGGUGGGCUUGAGUUGUGGGAAGGGCGCCCGUGUAUGGAUGGCUUGUUUAGGAAAAGGCUUUGGGGUGGUACCUUUGGUGAGGUGUAUAAAAGGCCCUUGUGCUGGAUUGAUCAUAUGUCACUGGAUAAUGAAACUGGGCUGGACCCCCCUGGUGUACGGGUCAGGCCCGUAUCUGGACUUGUGGCAGCCGAUUACUUUGCUGCCGGAUAUUUUGUAUGGGCAGUUUUGAUUGCAAAUUUGGCCCGCAUCGGGUAUGAGGAAAAAAACAUGUAUAUGGCUGCUUAUGAUUGGAGGCUCUCAUUUCAGAAUACCGAGGUACGAGAUCAAGCUUUAAGCAGGAUGAAAAGCAAUAUAGAACUCAUGGUAGCGACAAGUGGUGAAAAGGUGGUUGUAAUUCCACAUUCUAUGGGUGUUCUUUACUUCUUACAUUUCAUGAAAUGGGUCGAAUCACCAGCUCCGAUGGGUGGUGGUGGUGGAUCAAAUUGGUGUGCUAAGCAUAUAAAAGCCGUGAUGAAUAUUGGUGGGCCCUUUUUAGGGCUUCCAAAAAUAGUUGCAGGGCUUUUUUCUGCUGAAGCUAAAGAUAUUGCUGUCGCCAGGGCUGUUGCACCUGGUGUGCUUGAUUUAGAUAUAUUCGGUUUUCAAACAUUACAACAUGCGAUGAGGAUGACACGCACGUGGGAUUCGACGAUGUCGUUAAUACCAAAAGGUGGGGAUGCUAUCUGGGGUACACUAGAUUGGGCCCCAGAUGCUGACCAUGUCUGUGUUGCUAAGAAAAUUAAAAAGAAUGAUACUCAAACAGCAGGUGAAAACGGAGCGGGUUUUGAUGAUUUUAAAUCUCAUAAUUAUGGGAGAAUUAUAUCAUUUGGGAAAGAUGUUGCUGAUUUACACUCAUCAAAAGUUGAGAGGGUGGACUUUAAGGGUGCUGUAAAGGGUAAUAACUUUGCAAACAAAUCAUGUCGAGACGUAUGGAAUGAAUAUCAUGAAAUGGGAGUUGGAGAUAUCAAAGCUGUUGCAGAUUACAAAGCUUUUACCGUCGAAUCCGUUUUGGAACUUUUGGAAUUUGUGGCACCAAGGAUGAUGAAGCGUGGCGGUGCUCAUUAUUCUUAUGGGAUAGCUGAUAAUUUAAAUGAUAAAAAAUACGAGCAUUAUAAGUACUGGUCAAAUCCCUUAGAAACCAGAUUACCAAAUGCGCCCGAGAUGGAGAUUUUUUCUAUGUAUGGAGUUGGUUUACCCACCGAAAGAUCAUACGUUUAUAAAUCUAGUCCAGCCGCAGAGUGCUACAUUCCUUUCCAGAUUGACGCGUCAGCAGAUGGUGGAAACGAUCAAGGCUGCUUAAGAUCCGGGGUGUAUUCCGUUGACGGGGAUGAAACAGUUCCCGUUUUGAGCGCAGGUUUCAUGUGUGCAAAAGGGUGGCGGGGAAAAACACGGUUUAAUCCUUCGGGGAUUAAAACGUAUGUAAAAGAAUAUAAUCACGCCCCGCCUGCAACCCUUUUGGAGGGAAGAGGGACACAAAGUGGAAACCAUGUUGAUAUAAUGGGGAAUUUUGCGUUAAUUGAAGAUAUUAUAAGAGUUGCGGCUGGAGCCACUGGGAAUGAUCUGGGAGGAGAUCAAGUUUAUUCUGAUAUUUUUAAAUGGUCUGAAAGGAUUAAGUUGCGACUGUAAAUACAAUCGAUGCCAAGGCAAAAUAUCAAACAAUGAUCAGAUUAAACGAAGAAGCUUCUUGGAGUUGGCAUACAGGUGGCAGUUUGAAUGCAGAUGAUGAUCAAGCCGAGACGGGGAAACAAUCUAAUUAAAAUCAAGCUUGUCGACAUGUGUAAAUAUCUACCUUAUAUACUCCCCCAUAUAUUACUAGAAGUUUGGUUUUUAGAGUGUAAUCAGAUAGAAGUAGCAUGUAUGUAGUUCGUUAGCUACAGGUAGAAAAAAUGCUGUCAUAAAACAAGCACCAAAAUUCAAUUUGCAUCUUCCAAUUUUUUUUA
This is a messenger RNA of Helianthus annuus (common sunflower), 2790 nucleotides long. Its product is annotated as phospholipid:diacylglycerol acyltransferase 1. The transcript is spliced from 7 exons. NCBI's taxonomy places the organism in Eukaryota, Viridiplantae, Streptophyta, Magnoliopsida, Asterales, Asteraceae. Gene Ontology annotation, biological process: lipid metabolic process. The record is from RefSeq and is a predicted model, not a curated record. The coding region runs from base 401 to 2476 and encodes 691 amino acids. Gene Ontology annotation, cellular component: cytoplasm.